Messenger RNA from Oncorhynchus kisutch (coho salmon), 4860 nucleotides. RefSeq names its product coiled-coil domain-containing protein 9B. The transcript has 14 exons. The record is from RefSeq and is a predicted model, not a curated record. The coding region runs from base 310 to 2145 and encodes 611 amino acids. NCBI's taxonomy places the organism in Eukaryota, Metazoa, Chordata, Actinopteri, Salmoniformes, Salmonidae.
AGGAGGAGGGGACAGGCAGGGAAAGGGGUGUGAGAGGUAAUUUUAACUGAGAGCAAGUGCUCCAGAGAGAGGGAGAGAGGCAAGAGCAUGUGUGUGGGAGGGACAGAGAGUGAGAGAGUGUGAGAGCAAGUCAGCGGACGGGGGCUGUAAAUCCGUUAACAGGGGCGCUCUGUGCAUUUGUUAGACAUCUUGGCUGUCAGCCCAACUUGGCUCAUUGUAAUCAAGGCAUGAUCGUGGACUCCAAGCAGCCCUCUCCGCCACCUCGGCUGUUGCCUCGCGCUUGGACCCAGCCCAGGUUUCAACGCUGACAUGGAGAGACCUACCCCCAGUGACGUCAUGUUGAAGAAAGAGAAGGAUGUGGAGCUGGAUAAGAAGAUUGAGGCGCUCCGCAGGAAGAAUGAAGCACUCAUGAAGAGGUACCAGGAGGUAGAGGAAGACAAGAAGAGAGCGGAGAAGGAAGGAAUGAUACUGCAAAGCCCUAAGGGUAAAGCAGGGGACUUAACCAUCACCAUCAACAAGUCUACCAGCGAUCCUCGUGUUGUGAUGACCAAACCAGGGACGGGUGGUUCUCCCACCACAAAGUGGGUCCAGGAGCUUGGGGAGAGGGAGGCGGAGGGGAACCUGCUGGGCUCUGGGCGGGGCAGGAGGAAGCAGCUACUGGUCACCAUGGCUGGCAACACAAAGGGUAAGAGGGUGGUGAGUGAGAGGCUGGAGAGAAGACCAGGUCCAGGUCCCCUCAGUCCACUGGAUGUGAAGAGCCCUAUAGAGGACAACCAGCACCGUGUGGAAUCAACAGCAAGAGGAAAACACCAGCACACUCACACAGCAAAGAGGGACAGAGGACCACAGGAUGAAGUGGGGCAGGGGAAGUGUUUGACAGAGGAGCGUCACUGGCUGUCAGAGUGUGAGCCUUACCACCAGGAGUCUGAGAGGCUAGACCCAGCGGGCGACACAGACCUCACCAUCCCCACGUCUAAAGUGGAGCAGCAGGAGUACUUGUGCUGGAAGAUGGAGCGUGAGCAGAUCGACCGUGAACGCUUGGCGCGCCACAAAAAUGCCAAGGGCCAGUGGAGGCGGGCAUGGGACAUGGACAAAACAGAGAAUAUGUUUUCAGAUAAAUCUCCUAGGGAGAGAGAAAGGGGGCCUACAGCCAGAGGAGGAAGAAAUGCAAAGAGAGGUCACCCCAAAUCAAAUGCUGAUCCACUGGGUCAGCAGCUGUGGGGCAAAGACAAGCGGGGUAAAAAUGUUCCAGUGGUCAGCAGUAAAGCCAAGGGCAAGGACCGGCUGACUGGGAGGGCCAGAAGAUGGGAUGCCAGCGAGGAUGGGGAGGAUUUGCAGGCCUCUAAGACUAGUUUGGAGGAAUUCUUAGAAGAGCUUGAUGCUUUGGCUGACCCUGACAUGGAUGACUCCACUGCAGAAACUCCAGAGGUCAAAGAGGGUGACCUCAAAAUGGAGUCUUCGCUAACCCUGGAUGUGGUGAAGACCGAGAAAGUGAGUGGAAGCGUCAGUCCUGGCCUGGACAAGGCCGAGACGGCUCAGGCCCCAGUCGACCCCCUGGAGGACGGGACAUCCAAACAGGGGAAGGCUGAGGCCUCGUCCCCUCAAGCUACAGAGAAGAAGGUCCGCUUCUCAGAGGAGCUCAUCAAGGGGCCCGGGGCCUACGAGAAGCCCAUUACUGGAGCCCAGAACUCUGCCCGCUCAGAAACCAAGGGCACCAGCGUGUUAAAAGUUGCCUCCCCCAUCAAAAACGGACAGAAGUUCGAGGAGCAGAAGCAGUCCCCCAAGGGCGACCAGGAGGAUGCUGGUAAUGACCUGGACUGGGGGGAUCGGCAGGCUGCAGCUGUCCAGGCACAGAGCUCAUCUGAUGGGCAUAGACAGGGUCAGGAGGGCCCUCCGUUUCUUGAUGCCUCCAAAACAGAAUGUGCUGAAAGCGGCCAUGACGGUGUGGUCAGCCCUGUUCUUCUCAUUUCACACAGCGAUGCCCCGCCACAGGAUAAUUCUGUCCAGCCUUUAGAGCAUGCCAAGAGCAAUACAGAGGAGCUGAUUGACUCCAGUCUGUCUGUUCUCAGCCUGGAGUCAGGAGAGACUCACCCAACCCACACCACCAGUACCGAUAAGGCAAGAGAAAAUGGGAAGAUUGUUUGAAGGACUUUUGACGUUGCUAUGACAUUUUCUAGAACUGAACAACAACAUGCUUAAUUAAUUCAAGCGUUUACCAUGAGCCUUUUAGUACCGCACUUGCUUCCAAUAACUCUUUGUAGAUGUCCUGUGUCUAGUUGGUCAGGUUAAGACUAACAUGCGCAAUGUGGUUUCUUUUGAAAGGAUGCUAGCUGCUCAAGGUGGGAAAAGGAAACAAUACAUGUUCAAGUGAAGUCAUUUUGAGCCUUUUGUCUGCUUGAAAAUACUUUGCUUACAAGCACUUUAUUCUUUAUGAGGUAUGAGUACUGACAUGUCAUACAGUACUUAAAGUUGGAAUCCUUAAUGAUGAAACAGCUACGUCCGUUUGCGAUAUUACAACAACAAAGAAGUUACUGCAAACAACGAACACAGUUUUUUCUCCUCUGACAUCAUUACACGCGUGAUAGAAGAGCACAAUAUGUAUUGCAUUUUUUUUUUUACCAGACUGCACGGUGCUCCUCAGCUCAGCAAUAGUAACAAUGGUGGUGGUGGGGCGGCCAGCGGCGCUGUUUCCCCUUACUGCGGAUUCCAUCUUUAAGUGUGUUAUUUGAAUGGCUGUUUUUGUUUACAUUUGAAGUAUUAUUUCAAGGUACCAGUCCCAAUGCUUGUAUUAGUUCAGUUCCUAUGGAUGACUAACCUGAACAGGCCCUGCCAUUAACCUUUGCCAGCCUUAGCAGUUGAAUGACAAAAUAUAAUUAGCAUUAUAUGCUAAUAGUUGUACACUGACUUUAUUUACAGUACUAGUUUUUUUUUUACUAUUUUCUACAUUGUACAAUAAAAUAAAGACAUCAAAACUAUGAAAUAACACAUGGAGUCAUGUCGUAACCAAAAACAUGUUAAAUAAAUCUAAAUAUAUUUUAUAUUUGAGAUUAUUCAAAGUAGCCACACCUUGCCUUGAUGACAGCUUUGCACACUCUUGGCAUUCUCUCAACCAGCUUCAUCAGGUAGUCACCUGGAAUGCAUUUCAAUUAACAGGUGUGCCUUGUUAAGUUAAUUUGUGGAAUUUCUUUCCUUCUUAAUGCGUUUGAGCCAUUCAGUUAGGUUGUUACAAGGUAGGGGUGGUAUACAGACGGUAGCCCUAUUUGGUAAAAUACCAAGUCCAUAUUAUGUCAAGAACAGCUCAAAUAAGCAAAGAGAAAUAACAGUCCAUCAUUACUUUAAGACGUGAAGGUCAGUCAAUCUGAAAAAUAUCAAGAACUUUGAACGUUUCUUAAAGUGCAGUCGCGAAAACCAUCAAGCGGUAUGAUGAAACUGGCUCUCAUGGAAAUUAAGACCCAGAGUUACCUCUGCUGCAGGGGAUAAGUUCAUUAGAGUUACCAUCCUCAGAAAUCUGCUAUUAACUGCACCUCCGAUUGCAGCCCAAAUAAAUGUAACAGACACAUCUCAACAUCAACUGUUCAGAAGAGACUGCGUGACUCAGGCCUUCAUGGUCAAAUUACUGCAAAGAAACCACUACUAAAGGACACCAAUAAGAAGGGAUUUCCGUGGGCCAGGAACUUGAGCAAUGGACAUUAGACCGGUGGAAAUCUGUCAUUUGGUCUGAUGUGUCCUAAUUUGAGAUUUGUGUUCCAACCAGUGUGGGUCACAAAGUAGGUGAAUGGAUGAUCUCUGCAUGUGUGGUUCCCACUGUGAAGCAUGGAGGUGGUGUGGGUGUACUUUGCUGGUGACACUGUCUGUGAUUUUAUUUAGAAUUCAAGGCACACAACCAGCAUGGCUUCCACAGCAUUCUGCAGUAAUAUGCCAUCCCAUCUGGUUUGCGCUUAGUGGGACAAUCAUUUGUUUUUCAACAGCAAAAUGGCCAAAACACAUCUCCAGGCUGUGCAAUUGCUAUUUGACCAAGAAGGAGACUGAUGUAGUGCUGCAUCAGACUCACCCGACCUCAACCCAGUUGAGAUGGUUUGGGAUGAGUUGGACCGCAGAGUGAAGGAAAAGCAGCCAACAAGUGCUCAGCAUAUGUGGGAACUCCUUCAAGACUGUUGGAAAAUCAUUCCUUAUGAAGCUGGUUGAGAGAAUGCCAAGAGUGUGCAAUGUUGUCAUCAAGGAAAAGGGUGGCUACUUUCAAGAAUCUAAAAUCUAAAAUAGAUUUUGAUUGGUUAAACACUUUUGGUUACUACAUGAUUCCAUAUGUGUUAUUUCAUAGUUUUGAUGUAAUCACUAUUAUUCUGCAAUGUAGAAAAUAGUCAAAAUACAGAAAAACCUUGAAUGAGUAGGUGUUCUAAAUCCUUUGACUGGUACUGUAUGUAACUUUUCUAAUUAGGAAGCUCUGACCAUUGCACUUAACGACUGAGAUCUGAUCGCUCAUUCAUAUGGUAGUUUACAGCUUGGUUUGGUGAAACUAGUUACAUGAAGUAAAAGUACAUUCAAGUGCAUUAUUUUAGUGUGGGAAUGAUUACUUUGUAAUAUAAAAUUCAAUAGUUAUGGUUUUCAUAUGCUAAAAAGAUCAAAUAUAGUUACAAUUGUUUCAUAUUUAUUCAAAUGUUUUCGGGGAACCCUUUGACUUUUCAUUUUGAAAUGUUGUGGUAUUAACUAACUCAUUAUUGAUUUUAUUUAUUUAUUCUCUCCUUUGGACUACUGAUUGUCAAAUAUAAUUUGCUGGAGAAUAAACCCUUGUUGACAUGCAUUAGCAGCUGGAUUGUUUUAUUUUAAGGAGGGAAAGGCAAUUUAUUUGUACCCCUUUGUUUC